AUGGCCGUUGCAAAGCAGCAGAAGCACGCGCCAGCGCCAGCGUCAGCAUCAACAGUGGGCGCUACUACCGCGGCGGCCACGGCCAACCUCUGGGAGACCAUGCUGCGAGACGCGAUGCGGAGAAGCCGGCUUCCUUCCAGCACGCUCGUCUUCGUCGGCCCCAAGGGCUGCGGCAAGUCGUCUCUCCUCGACACCUUCCUCGAGGGGCAGGGAUCCGCCUCUACUAACAACCCUUCCGGCAGCGGUGCAGCGGCUGCCUCAGCCGUCGUCGCGCCGACCCCGGACAAGAAGGGUCCCGAGGGCGGGGCGGGCGGCGGCGGCGGGGGUGCGGCAUCGGCAGGAGCUUCGGCGAGCGGCGGUGGCGGCGGCGGCGGCGGCGACCCCAUCGCGGGGCAGGCCUUCCACCCCGUCCUGUCGUACGCCUACCUGGACGCCGCGGACCCUGCGGAGCAGGGAGCGGAGCGGGAUGAGUCGCCGCCCCGCGUGAGCGUUUGGUCGUGUAGCGGGCUGGAGUUCGAGCCUUUGCUGGAGACGGUGCUUCGACCGGAGGAGCUCCCGAAUAUGGCCGUGGUAGUUGCCGUUGACCUGUCUCGGCCCUGGGAGGUCAUGGAUUCUGUGGAAAAGUGGACGACAGCGAUGGAAAAGCACGUGACCUCGCUGCUCUUGCAGCUCUCCGUCGGAGCUCAGGACGACUUGCGUAGCGCCGUCAAGGAGAGACUGAGAGGGAAAGCAAAGGAGAUCGGCGGAGGGGGCGGCAGGAUGGGAGGCAGCAGCGGCAACGACCCUCCUGGCGGGGGCCUGGGCGACGGAGUUCUGGAGAGAAAUCUUGGCGUGCCCAUGGUGGUGGUCGGGUGCAAAGCGGACUCAUUGCAGAGCGAGACGUUCGAGCAGCAGCAGCGAUUGCACUUUAUCCAGCAGAGCCUCCGCAGAUUCUGCCUAAAAUACGGAGCGGCCUUGGUCUACACAUCGGCAAAGGACAGCGUGAACUGCAGCCUGCUGCACCGAUAUCUGCUCAGCUGCGUCUACCCUGACGCGUUUUCGUUCUCCGAGGAAGGCCAGACGUCCGACGCAGCCUUCAUCCCUGCAGGCUGGGACUCGAAACGCUUGAUCGACGGCCUCCUUUCCCCGGACAAGACCCCGUGGGGACCCAACGCAACAUUCGCGGAGGUAGUGGUCCCUCCUCCCGGUGCCGUCGGCCGGGGGGCUAGCGGCAGCGGCAUGGGGGGGUGGAUGGACGGCGACUCCGGUGGGGACGGCGGCGGCCUUGCGGCCGGCGGGGGAGAGGCGGGGGGCGGCGGCGGCGGAGGGGGGGAGACCGUGGAGUCGGAGGAGGCUUGGUUGUCGAGCCUCGGGAAGCAGGUGGCCGGAACGGAUAGCAAGUCGCGAUGGCCCAGCGCGAUAGCGGCGGCAGCCAAGCACGCCAAGGCGUCCAAGUCGCCCCGGAAAGCACCGGCCAACGCGCCGGACCCACGGAGCUUCUUCGCCAACUUGCUGGCAACCGGGAGCGGGGCCGGGUCGCCACCGGUCUGCGCCGCGGCUGGCUGCGGGUGUUUGCUCGUGAAUUGGUUCUGGUAA
Molecule: messenger RNA, 1575 nt
Organism: Ectocarpus siliculosus
Lineage: Eukaryota; Phaeophyceae; Ectocarpales; Ectocarpaceae
Source: the annotation of a GenBank genome assembly